Messenger RNA from Ahaetulla prasina, 15275 nucleotides. Its product is annotated as potassium voltage-gated channel subfamily A member 3-like. The transcript is spliced from 3 exons. Gene Ontology annotation, cellular component: membrane; voltage-gated potassium channel complex. Gene Ontology annotation, biological process: protein homooligomerization; potassium ion transmembrane transport. Bases 1011 to 2858 code for a protein of 615 amino acids. NCBI's taxonomy places the organism in Eukaryota, Metazoa, Chordata, Lepidosauria, Squamata, Colubridae. Gene Ontology annotation, molecular function: protein binding; delayed rectifier potassium channel activity. The record is from RefSeq and is a predicted model, not a curated record.
CAGCAGCCAACUCACAGUCUUUUGAACGAAUCCGUGUAUCAUUUAGAGAGGAUGGAUCAGUCAGUAACCCCAUAAAACCAAGAUGCUGAUUGGAGGAAGCAUAUUUUUGUAACAGGUGGGGACGAAAGAGCAGUGUGCUGGGAGAGAGCCUGCAGUGCAAGACGGGUUCCCCCCCAUCUCCCAUCCUCGAGACUGUGUGACCUUGCAAGGGUCAUUGCCUGCCCACCCAGCUCUGACAAACCUUGGAAAGAAGCUGCCCCAAGGACGAACGCCUCAUCGUCCUUGUCUCCAACCAGAUCCUAUUGUGUUGCAGCUGUUGGACAGCAAGCAGACUCGGGCUAAGCUUCUUGUAGAAGACCAACUCCGAGGUGUGAACCGCUGUUCCUCAACCCUCUACGUUGUUUCCCACGUCCUCUAGAUGCAAGGAAAGGCUUUUGAGAAGCACCCAAGCCGAUGCGCGGGAAGGGGACGCUUCCCCCAGCGCGAUCCUACGCGACUAUAUUUGGAGGCAACCCUUUCUGGGCACCGAGAGGGGCUUAUUGCAAAAUAAGGAUUACAAUCGCAGUCGCCGCCCACGGGAUGGACUCUUGCAUUCUUCCCUUUUGCGCCUGCUCUCUCAGUAACGUGUUGCUCCUUUGCUUUGACCUGUAUAGCAGCCAAGCGGGCGGCCGCGCCGGCUCUCCCUGUUGCUGCUAGCCCAGCGAGGCUGCUUACUCGGGGCUCUCACGAAGGGGAGACGCGGGGAAAGAGACCCCUCCUUCGUUCCAGAACAGCGCGCUCUCCUCGCUCGUCUCCUUCUCCUCGCUCCUUACAGGAGGGCAACCGCGUGGGCGAUGGCGGCGCCGACGGACUGACUGGAAAGGCGGGAGAGGCGGCAUCCAGCCUGAGAGGGGAUGUUUUGAGGCGGGCGGUGGCCGUGGAGCUGGGCGGGUCGCUCUGGCCGUCCGCCUGGGGUCUCGCUUGGUCAGCUGCCGGGGAAACGGGCUCCCCUCCGCGCUCUUGUCACAUUUAUGGACGAGCACCUGAGCCUUCUGCGCUCGCCGGCCGCCCCGUCUUCCUGCAAGCAUUCGAGAGGCGGCGGCAGCAGCAGCAGCAGCGUCGGCGGCGUCGUGGGAAGCAGCCACCAUAACUUGGGCUACAGCGAACAUCUCUUCCCCGAAGGCGCGCUUUCCGCCCCUGAGGAAGGGCAGGAAGAAGAGGAGGGCGACGCCGGGGACGAGGAGGAGGAGGAGGAGGAGGAGGAAGAGGAAGACGAGGAGGACGGGGAGCUGGAGGGUGGCAUGACUGUAGUGGGUGGAGAGGACCCUCUUAUCGAUGAAAACCAACAUCCCCAUGCCCUGCUGGGAGGGGAGCGCUAUGACCACCCUCUUGCCCAUACCCUGCCUCCCCACAGUCAUCACCAAGCGGGCACCGGUGGAGAGGAGCAUGAGUGUUGUGAGAGGGUCGUGAUCAACAUCUCAGGUCUGCGCUUUGAGACCCAGCUCAAGACACUGGCCCAGUUCCCAGAGACGCUGCUGGGCGAUCCCCGCAAGAGGAUGCGCUACUUCGACCCUCUUCGCAACGAGUACUUCUUUGACCGCAAUCGGCCCAGCUUUGAUGCCAUCCUUUACUAUUACCAAUCUGGAGGCCGUAUCCGCCGCCCCGUUAAUGUGCCCAUUGAUAUCUUUUCGGAAGAAAUACGUUUCUAUCAGUUAGGUGAAGAGGCCAUGGAAAAAUUUCGGGAAGAUGAAGGUUUCAUCCGUGAGGAGCAGAGACCUCUUCCUGAGAAGGAGUUUCAGCGCCAGGUGUGGCUCCUUUUCGAGUACCCAGAGAGUUCCGGACCAGCUCGGGGCAUUGCUAUUGUGUCUGUUUUAGUCAUCCUCAUCUCCAUUGUCAUAUUUUGUCUAGAAACCUUACCUGAGUUCAGAGAUGACCGUGACUAUGAUAGUGCUGCAGGAACAUUUGGUACUGGGAGUAGUCCUUUUGUGACUGAUGUUUUCACCAAUACUUCUUCCCCAGCUACAUCUAUGGUGUCAUCCUUCACUGACCCUUUUUUUGUGGUGGAGACUCUGUGCAUCAUCUGGUUCUCCUUUGAGCUGCUUGUCCGCUUCUUUGCUUGUCCCAGCAAGCCCACCUUCUCUAAAAACAUUAUGAACAUAAUUGACAUUGUGGCCAUUAUACCUUACUUCAUCACCUUGGGCACUGAGCUGGCUGAGAGGCAGGGGAAUGGUCAACAAGCAAUGUCUCUGGCUAUUCUCAGAGUCAUCCGGCUAGUUAGAGUCUUCCGUAUCUUCAAGCUCUCUCGGCACUCCAAAGGGCUGCAGAUUUUGGGGCAAACUCUGAAGGCCAGUAUGAGGGAACUGGGCUUGCUCAUUUUUUUCCUUUUCAUCGGUGUUAUCCUUUUUUCUAGUGCCGUCUAUUUUGCAGAAGCUGAUGAUCCCACUUCAAGUUUCAGCAGUAUCCCUGAUGCCUUUUGGUGGGCUGUGGUAACCAUGACCACUGUGGGUUAUGGGGACAUGCAUCCUGUCACUAUUGGAGGCAAAAUAGUAGGAUCUCUCUGUGCCAUCGCUGGUGUGCUGACUAUUGCUUUGCCUGUUCCAGUCAUUGUCUCUAACUUCAACUACUUUUACCACCGGGAAACAGAAGGGGAAGAACAAGCUCAGUACAUGCACGUAGGAAGCUGCCAGCACCUCUCCUCCACUGAGGAACUGAAGAAAGCUCGUAGUAAUUCCACUCUCAGCAAGUCAGAGUAUAUGGUGAUAGAAGAGGGAGGCAUCAGCAACAGUGCAUUCAAACAGGCUGCUUUUAAAACAAACAACUGCUCCGGCACAAACAAUCCCAACUGUGUGACUAUUAAAAAAAUCUUUACGGAUGUUUAAAAAACACCCUUUCGCAGAGAUUGAAAGAAAACCACAGGAAGUCUACGUAAUCAGUAUUUUUGAGGAACACGCAUCAUUGUCAGUCUUUGUGCUCUUGCUUAGUACAUAUACUUUUCUGGUCCUCCAUUCUGAAGAUAGAAUAUUUUUUUAGAAGAACAAAGAACCAAGGAUAUAUUAAGAAAGAAGGUAGAUAAGCUAACACAAGGAAUGUGUUGCUGCUGCUCCCUUUGGAAACAGGUUUUUAUUCUGCACAGGUUGUUGCAGGGCAUUGGGAUUUUAGCGAGAAACGUGUUUGUCUGAUUUUAUAAAGAGCAGCUACACUGUUGAUUUGCUUUUCUUUUACAUAUACACUUGUUGGAUUGAAAGGAGCUGAGUGUAAGGAUAAUGAAUGUAACUGCUCCAGUGAAUGAGAAAAAUAAGGUGAUAUAAAUGUCACAAACUAUCUUACAUUAUAAUAGGAUGGCCACAAUUGAAAAUUGAUGUACGAGGUUGCAAUCUUUGAUUUUUUAAAAAAGGUUAGAGCCAUAUGUAUUCUGAAUCUGCCCAUGAUAUACGCCGUGUCACUUUAAUACAACAAGGGAAACGCCUCCGUUGUGAUUUUGGAUUUCUUUGACCCCUGAAUUCCCAAAGAAUUGCAACUUUGAAUCUGAAGUGCUACCUGGGUAUUGUAGUAUUACUUCUUCCUAUACAGUGAGACUGAACAAGACUGACUGACUCAUCAUAUCCUGGUGAUCUGAAUACGAUGAAUUGUUUAGUUUUUAGUAAAUUUCUAGCAGGCUUUUAUUUUGACUGCAGCUUCAAAAAACAAAAAGCAAAAGAGGUAUUUCCAUAGAUGUCCAAUGCAUGUAAGAUAAGUGGUUGCAUCUAUCACAAGAAGAUUAAAGUGACAAACACGCCUUGCAGCGGAAGUUACUAAUUUGGACCUGAGUGGUACAGUUUCCAUAGCAACUUUGGUUUCCUGGGAAACUCCCAAAGGUUGUCAUAGCAUCCGUUCUUUCCCUCCCUCAGUCUUCUGCUGUUUCUAUAGUAACCAUUCCAGAUGGUUCCAACUUCUGUGGUUCCACAGAAAAGCUGCUGCUCUGAUAAAUCACACACAUACAUAUACACGCACAUACAUGCACACAAAUGUACACCAUUAAUCCCUAAGAGAUUUAGUUAUGGAAGUUAAGCAUUAUUCUUAUUCUCUCAUUUUUUGAUGGGCAAGAUUUGAGAUGGCUGCACAUCAUGAAGAAAAGAGUUAAUAUGGAUUUUAUAAAUAACUGUACUUCACAAUAUAAUAUAAUUAAACACCAAAAGCAAAGCAUUUCUCCCCUGCCAAUCUUCCACAUCUGUUGCAAUUUGAUACCUGGAAUUAAUUCUAAAUGAGUUACCCAAGUUACCUGUACAACUGCAUAGAAGGUUUAAAAAGAUGGCAUUGCCCUCUACUUUUAUCAGAAUAAAUCAUAUAAUAUUGAUUUAUAAUAAUUUUUUAUUGCAUAUGACCUAGCAUUAUGCAAAAAAAAAAACCUCUUUUCAAAGCAUGUACAACAUUGAAGAUCAAGACCAAAACUUUUAUUACAAAAGGAUGCAGAUCUGGAAAAUAAUGGUGAUGAAGUAUUGGUUCAAAAAUACUUAAAAGUCCUCUGGGAAGUGUAUAUCCAUCUUCUCUCAAGUACACAUCUGCGGCUAUGGAAUAUCAGACAGACACAGAUGAGAGCCAAAGUAAAUGGAGCAGAACAAAUUGAAACUGCAGACAACAGUUUCCUUCCUUACAGUAGAUGGAUAACAGAAGAUGGCUCAGUAAGUGCUACAGAACUCCAUCAACCUUUAAACUAUUUAUAAAAAAAGAAUCAAAGACACCAGGAAGAAGUAACUAAUUAUACUAUAGCAUCAUGCACAGAACUGAAGGAUGGUCUUCCCUCUUAUACUCACUAUGUUAAUACUUAGCUCUGACUUUCUGUGUGUUUUGACAAGAGUAUUAUACAGAAAUGAACAUCAUUUAUAUUGUAACAGAAACCAAAUGCAAUAUUACAAAUAAGAUCACAACUAAGGAAAAGGUGUUUAAUUGUUUGGAUGGUAUAUCUGCCUUCUCAUGCAAGCUUUGAUAACUGGAACUUUAGUACAGGCAGUCCUCGACUUACGACUACAAUUUAGCCCAAAACUUCUGUUGUUAAGUGGGACAUUUGUUGAGCGAAUUUUGUCCCAUUUUACGAAAUUUCUGGCCACAUUUGUUAAGUGAAUAACUGCAGCUGAUAAGUUAGUAACCUGGUUGUUAAGUGAAUCUGUCUUCCCCGUUGAUUUUGCUUCUCAGAAGGUUGCAAAAGAAGGUGAUCAUGUGACCCCAGGAUGGUGCAUAAGCAUGAACCAGUUGCCAAGCAGACUGAAUUUUGAUCACGUGAUACGGGGAUGCUGCGAAGGUUGUAAGUGUGAAAAACAGUCAUCUGUCACUUUUUUCAGUGCUGUUGUAACUUUGAACGGUCACCAAGCGAACUGCUGUAAGUCGAGGACUACCUAUAUACAUUGAACAGCUACUAAGCAUUCCAUAUGCAUUGACUGUUUUAUACCGACUUAUUUUAGGCUUUACAGUAAUGUGAAAUGAAUCAUCAUUCUGUGUUAUUUUUAAUGAAUUUUUGUUCAUGUAACUGUUAUUUAUAAAGUGGUAUAUUUGUUAUAAAAAGAUAUACCGAUUAUUUUAGUCUUUGCAUACAAGGAGAAAUCAUAGUUAAAUGAAUCCCCAAAGGAAUUUGAACAAUAAGCUAAAAAAUGUGUGCCUUGUUUUAAAGCCUUUAUUUAAAUGAGGAAACCAAAAUCAACAGGCAUUUAUGAAUUCAUGGCUAGACUUCGCUGGAAUCACCUUUUUCUUAAAAAAUACAUAUUUCUUCCUAGGUAGUGUAGUGUCUAUGCAGUUCACUGCAUGUUUACUGAAAAGUUAAUCCUAUUUUGUUCAAUGGAAAAAAGGCCAGUUCUUCAUUAAUGACCUUCUGGAACUGCUCAGCCUUUAUUGAGGUAAAAUAAAGCUUGUCUUUGUUCCAGUUAUUUUGACAAAAUAAUGGUUGUAUAAUUGUAGAAGAUGCUAUCCCUAGGUAGAAAAAGGCUCAGUAAGGACCUGAGGAUUACAGUGUAUAAUUAUUUUUUUAAAAAAUCCUGUAGAAUGCUGUAAUAAAAGAGAACCUUGGAAAUUGCUUAACCUCCAUAGAUUUAUCAUCAAUUCAAGAAGGAUCAAGGGCACUUUGUUAAAUCACAGUCUAAAUUUCAAGAGUGACUUUCAGGAUUAUAUCUUACUGGUUGUUUUAAUGAAAAUGAACUCCAUUAGCAGUUACUAAAUGUUUUCAGCGAUAACAUAUGGCUAUGGUCAGCUGAGCCGUAGUUGAACACAUGCUUCAUUGAAACAAGCGGAGCCUGGUGCACUGCGGCUGCAAGGAGAGGGAGCAAAAGCCAUAGAGAUUUGUUUAUCUUGCUGUAGCAUUAUUCAAGGCAUAACUCUGUAACCUUUUAUCGGUAGAUGGGGUUUCUUUUGCAAGGUAUACUCUCUGAGGGAUGGUUCUUAGGAAUCCCGAUCAAACAGUUGCAGUUAUCUUUCCUCUGUAAUCCCUUUUCUCUAGCUAUUUUUUUUAAUGGAAAAGAGAAGGAAGACAUCGGAGGAAUAUAAAUGGCAGAGGAUGUCAUCAGGACUUCAUAAAAUGCCAUAAAUGAGAUACGGUGACUAUAUAAUGAGAUAUUCACUCAAAAGCGCCAUUUAUUCUAGCCUGCAAUGCUGAUUUAUCAGUGGAAGUAAUAAGUUGUGCCAUAGGAAUAUAUUGAACAAGAAGUAAGAGCAAAACACUGCAUGGUUGAAAUGUUCCAAUAUCAGAAUAGAGGUUGGAAUUGGCAUUUUGCACAUCCACUUUAUGAGUAUAUUUUUGGUGCAUUUAGAAUAAUUUGUUUUAAGACUGGAAUAUUUCAGUCAUGACAUUUUUUUGCACAUUUUUGUUUCUUAACUAGGGUGAAAGUAGUAAUAGCACUUAGACUUAUAGUAUAUACCACUUCACAAUGCUUUACAGCCCCCUCUAAGCGGUUUACAGAAUCAGCAUAUUGCCCCCAACAAUCUGGGUCUGGCUAGAAAGUAGCAACUUAAAGAACUAUUAUUGUUGAGGGGAAAUAUAUGUUCUAUUUGUCUUUGGAUCUUUCCAAAUGAUAAUUUAUUGGUAACCACUCAAAGUUCUCUUAUCAAAGCCCAAAGUCCCCAUAUACUUGAUGUCAAAUAGAUUGACCACCUUCCUAUCAUGGAAUAGAAAAGAGAGGCUGGAUUUACCACAUAGCAAGGUGCAUAACCAUUAAAAUGGUGAGAUAUGUCUGCUAUUAAUGAGGCAAUUCAGUAAAGGACAGGGGGGGGAAAAGUAUGUGGAAUAUUUAAAGAUCACAAUAUCUAGUACAAAAUGCAGGUAAUCCUCAAUUUAUGACCACAAUUGAGCCAAAAUUUAUGUUGCAAAGUGAGAAAUUUGUUAAGUGAAUUUUGCCCCAUUUUACAACCUUGCCACAGUUCUUAAGUGAAUCACUGCAGUUGUUAAGUUAGUGACACAGUUGUUACGUGAAUCCGGCUUCCCCAUUGACUUUGCUUGUCGGAAGGUUGCAAAAGGGGAUCACACAACCCUGGGACACAGCAACGGUCAUAAGUAUGAACCAAUUGCCAAGCAUCUGAAGUUUGAUCACAUGACCAUGGCGAUGCUUCAAAAGUCGUAACUGUGAAAAAUGGCCAUAAGUCACUGUUUUCAAUGCCAUUGUAACUUUGAACGGUCACUAAAUGAACUGUUAUAAGUCAAUGAUUGUACGUUGAGGACUAACUCUAUAAGAAAUGUAAACUUCCAAUACAAAUAAUGACCGAGGCAUAAUCUGAUAGCAUAACAUCAACCACAACAGCAAAGUCACUUUGUAAUUUUAAAGGGGUUUUAUGUCGGUCUAUGACCGUUUUAGUUGAUUUGGCCUACUAAAUAUUUGUUUUUAAUUCUUUUUAAAUUUGUUAUUUAUAUUCUGUAUUUUAAUAUGGCUGUAAACUGCCCUGAGUCCUUCGGGAGAAGGGGGUAUAGAAAUUAAAUUAUAAAUAAAAUAAAUAAAUAAAUAAUACAAGCAGUCCUCAACAUACAAUCAUUUGUUUAAAAUCAUUCAAAGUUAAAAUGACAUAAAGUGACCUACGGUCACAUAAUCAAAAUUCAGGCGCUUGGCAACUGGCAUGUUGCAGCAUCCCGAGGUCACGUAAUUGUCAUUUGUAACCUUUCCAGGCGGUAACAACCAAAGCAAAUGGGGUAAACGGCAUUGGUUUAACAACCAUUUAAUUUGUUUAAUGACCAUAGCAAAAAAAAGAUUGUAAAGUCUGGCAUGACUUACAAUGACCACAUCACUUAGCAGCAGAAGUUCCAGUGGUCAUAAGUUGAGGACUACAUCUAUCAUUUUACUAUAUAAAAUUCAUAUUAUUAAUAACUUUUCUGCAAAUAUCAGAAAUAAAUGACAUCUUCAACAUUUUCUAAGUAAACAAGUUAUCCCACUGAUGUAAUAUCAAAUCAAUCAUUAAUCUAGUAAAGGAAGAAAACCUGUAAAGAAAGCAGCUGACAGAACAUGGUGCGCAAACAGAUUCUCAGUCAUUUUUUCAUUUAUUAGAAUAUUUAUGCAACUCUUCAGCAAAUAUCACUAAAAUAUUAUGUAACAAAUCAAAGAAAACCAACUAAAGCCAAAAUAACAAAAACUUUAAAACAAUGAAUAUAUUAAAGCGAUGUUUCUCAACCUCAUCAAAUUUAAGAUAUGUGGACAGUUCUUGAAGUUGAAGUCCACACAUUUUAAUGUUUCUGAGGUUCAGAAUCGCUAUACUAAAAACCGCUAUUAAAACCACUACUAGCAAAAGAUACAUAAUUUCACUCCUGGAAAGCCAAGAGAGUUGCGAUGAAUCGUAGCAUUCCACAAUGCCUCAGGUAAUGCAGAAUAAAAUAAUUUCCCAUGUUCCCAAUAAUCACAGCUUUGCCCAAAGGGCCAUUUUUGCAGAUCUUAACCAGGUAGGCAUUUAAAGGAAAGUUGAUCCUUUAGCCAGCUUCUAUGUUUUUAAAGUCAGAGUUGCUAUAAUCACAAAAUUAUUUUAAAUUAAAAAUUAAAUAAAAAAAUAAUCACAAAAUUAUUAUAAAAUUUUUAAAGACUAUAAUGUCAUAAGAACUAGUGGUUUUUUUUUUUACAUAAUAUUGUACAAGAUUUCAAAUGACUGUACAUGACAUCUGGUAAAAAUGUGACUUUAUAUUAUUCAAUCUGUCAAGGAACUUUAAUUAAUUCAUUUUUAUGGUACCAGCACUGCCCAUUGAAAAUUGCAUCAUCACAUAAAAUUAUACAAAAGUAAUAUUCACCCAAACUGAGACUGAACAAUAAAGGUUUAACAUCAUGAUUGUCAUAUUCAGUAAAAGCCCUAAGUAACAUGUACAACAGUCUUUGUAUGAUUGUUAGUACUCCAUCUUCCAAUCUUAUAUCAAAAGUAAAAAUUCAUGAGAUAUAUUAGGAUGACUGAUGGAUCCAAAGUUAACUAAUGACAUUUUGCAAUUGAUUAUGGACUUAAAUCAAGGUCUUCUUGCUCCUAGCAUGUUUGCAAUCCUUAGUUACUCUUUUAUAAAGCAGCAUGGUAAAAUGAUAAAUAAAUCUGAUUUAUGAAACAGGCAAUAGGCAUGUGCUCAUUUAGACUCCUUUUAUAUGUUAGUAGGACACACAUGAAAUCCUGAUAACAUUCAGUGGCACAGAUAUGCAAAUCUUUCAGCUAAUUUGAAAGAAGGUGAAUACUUUUUCACAAAUUUAGUAAUGUUUCUCUUUUUAAAAUCUCCCCCUACCCCUUGGUUUUUAUUUCAUUUUCUGCAGUUCAUACAGUAUAUGAUCACAGCCCACAUUUCCUAACCAGAGGCAUGGAAAUUCUGUUUCUUUAGAAUUACUGCUUUCAUCAUUCUUGACCACCAGGAAUACUGAUUGUAAAUGAUGAGCUUGUCCAGAAACCCUGGAAGACUAGAUUGGUUUAUAGCAUUCAGUCCAACUUUUUUUGAAGCCAAGUCUCCAGAAUAUAUUCAAAAUUGCAUCUGUAAAUAAUUCUAGCAAGUAUCAGUUUUUCAAAAGUGUAAGAUACAGACAGGAACUGUUUAAAUGUCUUCUAGAUAUUAUACUGCAUUACAUAAACCUUUACAUUGGUCUUACAACCAUCUUACAUGAGUUCUCAGGGUGAAAGUUCAAAUGUAGAUUGCAUUUGUUAACAAAUUUCAAAACUAGCUGCAAAACAUACCUGAGCAACAUCAGUAAAUGCAGAGCAGGUACUAUUUUGUUUUGUGGGAGUGGAUGCCAUCUGCCUUAGUUGAGAAAUUUGUUUUGUCCUUGCUUGAAUAUGACUCCCAUAAUAAUAUGCCUAUGACUAUGUUGGAAAUUUGUGGAGAAAGAAAUAAUUAGUUUUUUCUGGCCCCAUUUCCAAGCAUAGAGCCUGAUUAAGUUUUACAAUUUGUACAUUUGUUUUUAUUAAUUUCAAAAUACUACAUAACAAAAUAAGUAUAUGGCAUGAUUGCUAUGUAUUUAAAAGGGAAUUCUCAGACAAACAUCUAAAAAAUAACCAUGGAUCAUAGCAGACCUUAAAUCAAAGCAACCAUAUAUACAGCAUACUCUCUAACAGAUCUAUAAGGAGACCAUUAUAAAAGACAUUAUAGAUUUCAUUAAAAUAAAUCUGAUGUCUCUCAAUUGUUAUUUUAAUCUGCCCACCUAAAAAUAGAAGUUAAAAUAAUAUAGUUACAGAGAAUAAUAGAUCUGCUGUACAAUACUACCUUGUCUGCCACAAUUCAGUUUUCAAGAGUUAAUAUCAUGAUUAGUAUUAAUGUGUAAGACUGGCACUUUUUAAUACUUCAGGAGAACCCAUCUAGUAUGCCUGUGCUAGACUCUCUUAAAUAUGUAUUAGUUCAUCACUACAGGCGUUGUUGUUCUGCUGCUUUUUUCAUAUAUUUACAGUUCUCCCAGUCAGCAUCAUUUUGGGGUGUAGUAAGAAAUGAAAUUAGAGGCUAGAGCUAUCCAUCUAGAAUCGUUAACUCCAGUUAAGUCAACCAAGACAGGACAAUAUGCUAAUAAUAUUUUUUAAAAUGCAGCUAGUCCUGCCUAAGAUUACAUUUCUCAGUGCAAUGCAGAUCUCUGCAAUAGUUAUUGAGCUAUUUUGUUACAGACCACCAAUCACAAUCACUGGCACGUUGUAAUAAUCCAGUUAAAUAUAUAUAGCUAAAAUAUAUAAAACCACACUAAUAAAUUUGCAGAUACUUGGUGUUCCUCAUCUGAGAACCAUCUAAAUAGUUACAGAUUCUACAAAAAGUUCCAUUUUAAUAGCUCUCUAAAUUUUUCUCUCCGAGAGAAAAAGGCUACUUACAUCCAUGCAAGAAAGCUAUUCAAGGUGCAUGAAGUUAAGAAAUAGGUUGGGAUCUUUGGAUCCUGCCCCCUUCCUACCUCCUCUCCCACCAAUCCAAACUUCAGUAUCCAUACUCAGGCCAUAUAGACUGGGUAGAUUCAAUUUGAAGGAGAUGAUCCUGGAGCUCCCUGGGUGCCUAGCCUUGUAGAGUUUUAGAAUGGCACUUUAAAUUCUACUCAAAAGUCUAUCAAUGUGCAGCACUGGUUUCAUUUGAUUAUAAUGGCUCUCAUUUGCCAACAGGCAAGUUGGAUUGCAUACCAGUUGUAAUCUUCAGAGGCAGUUCCAUAUAGAGAACAUUGUAAUAGUCUUUUCUAUCAUGCUGAGGGAGUGGGUUGUUGCUAGAAAAUAAACAUCUGGGGAGAUCUGGAAUACAAAAAUCUGGUCAAUCACUAAAUGUCAGCAAAGAAAUCCUGAUAGUUCUUACAAAAUGUUGGCCCUACUAAAUCAAAAAGGGCCUCUCUAUCCUGAUAUUGGCAGGCCCUCAUUUUCACAUCAGUGGGUGUACUUGUUUUGGUGUGACUGGCACAUUUGAGAAGCUGAGAAAAUCUGUGGGUGAGAGUUACAUAAAAGGUCAGAGGCCUCUUCCUGGGAAUAAAGAAAAAAGGGUGAGAACACAGUGCAGGCUUGAAAACAAAGCACAGUUACAUUGCAAGUAAUAAUGAAAUAAGGUACAAGAUUGGGCUACAUGCAUCCUAGGAUAGCCCUGUUCCCAGCCUUACAUAAAAAUUUGAGUGAUGGACAAUUUCCAUACCCACCCCCCUUUUGUCAAAAAAAACAUUAAGAAAGCUUUGCACUGAAUUUGAUGCUGCGCUGAUAAUACAAUUCCUAAUAGGACCAAGAGGGGAGAAUUGAUAGAUUCAUAUUUGAGGUCACCAUCCAACAAACACUAAUGGAAUGAUCAACACCUUUUCUUUUUAUUGAAAACUGCAUAAAUACACGACCAACUAGUAGCAGAGUAAAGUGACUUCACAGAUUUCUCCCUGCUUUCUAAUGCAGAGACAGAUUGAGUAAAAUUAAAGGCACAUUCAGUGGAUGUAAAUUAAACCUGGCAGGGGUAGGACGGAAUCUGUGCCACUACAGGCAUUAUAGACAGAUGCUGUAUAUAAUGCAACCAAUACUAGAAAUCUAAGCUUAGCUGUAUAAGAAGCUUCUUAAUGACUGGAUUUCCAAAUCACACUAAGUCAUAAUAAGUUCAGCUUGCUUUUGAUUGAAUGGAAUGUAUAGCUUGCCAUGGCUAAUUCAACACAGCCAAUUCACCUUGGCCAACUCGCCACAGGACAGCUUGCCAUGAUUCAAGAGUUACACUAACAUUUAAGAAAUAGUGGAAUAGGAUCGUUAAAGAAAGGAUGGCAAAGGAAAGGCAAAAUGAAAUGUGAAUGUCAAAAAUGUAAAUCUUUUAAAAAUUAUUUUAAAUAAUUAAAUUGUUAUUUAUUUGAAUUGUUGAAUUAUCCCACAGAGAGUUUUCCCGUGGCGAGUUGGCCAUGGCAAGUUGUCCCAUGGUGAGAUGGCUGUGGUGAGUUGGCCGUGGUAUAUUGGCCAUGGUGAGUUAACUGGUGAGUUGUCCCAUUCUGAAUGUGUGAUCUCAGCCAUUGUGGUCUGUCAUGUUUUGUGAUUCAGUGUGAUAUUUAAACUUAGCUAUGGUGGCUUGUUCAAUAAACUGUCAUUACAGCAAAUGAUAGCUGUAGUGUAAUAUGUGAACCCAACCAUUAUCAAAACUAGCUGUUAGGAAAUCUGAGAAAUUAUGGAUAAAAGAAUCUAGAAAUGGACAUUAAACAGGCUUUAAACUUCACUAAAUACUUUCCACCUACUGGUGAAAGCCUUCCAUUGCUCUCUGGAAUUUAAUAAAAUUCCUACACUGUAAACUGUAUUGUAGCAAGUCAUAUUUUUUCCAGUCCUGCCUGGAGGAAGAAAUGAAGGCCGUGACUUUAUAGCCAAUUGUGUCAUUUUUCCCAUCCUGAUCAAGUGCUCUACAGUAUCACAGAAUACAAUCCAAGGGGAAAACAAGGAAUUUUUUUUUCCUGACCAGUUCAAAUCUACACUCAUCCAUAGAGGUUUACUGGGUGAUUCGGGGUUUAUUUGUUUCAGCUCUACCUAGUCUAAUGUUUACUGAUGUAGACAAGAAUUGGCAGAAGGACUACUGUAUAUGGAAAGUUGAGCUCCUAAGGGAAGAAACAGGGUAGAACUGAAAUAAAUUAAUAAAUGAACUUUAUCAUCUUUGAAAACUUUAAGGCAUUGAAGAAUAUGACUGAGUUUAUACAACAUGUGCCUUGUGUUACUGUGCAAACUGAAACUUUGUGGUUAAACAUGUUGUGUAAACCUAGAAAAUUAAGCUAAUUCCAUAAAUUAUAAUUAAUUUAAUUUUGGACAACUAUUGUGAAAAUAAAGUUACUUAGAAAAUUUACUUCUCAAGUACUCUGAUAGAUCUUUUACCCCAUUCCUUCUCUUCUAAUGGGCAUUUUUGUAACAGCAGGAAGGGUAGAUUGAACAAAACCUAUCUAUUUAAAAAGAUUCAUAGCAAAUGAUUUACAUGAAUAUUCUACAUGUUGAGUAUUUGACUGAAUGAUUUACCAGCUGCUCAUUAAAAAUGUUGCACCAUUAAUCUUUAAAAAUGUAAACAUAUAAACAUCAAAACUGUUUAACCUCUAAUCUUGUGUUAGCCAUGAAUCAAAAUUUAUAUAUUUAAGACAUAAAAGCCAUAAUAUAAUUUGCUUGUGACUUAAUAUGUGUGUGUGAAUUCCACCAGUUCAGUUUGUAAAGCUUUAUUGCUUUGGUUAUAUUCAUAACCCACUGAAGAUAUGCUUUACUGGUAGAUCAAAGCUGAAGAAACUGCAACCUAAGAUAUUGUAUCAACACAGCCUUUAAAAAAUAGAUUAUGGACAUACGAUCCUCUGUCUGAUCAGGCUGAAGAGCCACUUAUUCCCUUCUGUACCGUAGGGUCAUACAUAAGUUUCUUUUAAGAAAUAUUUCCAGAAAGAGCAGAGAAAGCAUGGAGAGGAGGCAACCAGUAUAUGUCAAUAUGUAAUGUGUAGCUAAUCUGUCUGGCUUCUCAGGUUCUAACACUUCUAGUGACAUGCUACUUCUGGUUUUCUUGUGAAACUACAGUAUAAUUGUUGUAUGUUGAGGUUAAUUAAACUCUUCAUCUAUGAGCUAUGUUUCCUUGGUGCCUAUCAGGCAGAAAGCUUUGUUAUCAUAACUACAUGUAGUGCUUGUGGACAGUGGGGCCCAAAUUGGCAUGCUACCAUUGGCUUUCUGGAACAUAGUGUGGGAUCUUUCCAAUGAAAAACUUGCUUCUUUCCCUGUAUAUCCUAGUUAAGCUGAAAAAGUACUUCAACUCUGGAGCAAAUGUACUUAUUUUAGCUCUCUUUUAUGUCAAUGGAAGACAUAUAUUUUUAAGAGUCCAAACAUGCUUUUUAUCAUAACCACUAUUAUUUGUGCUUAAAAGGGGACACUUUCUCUACCACAGAAGUUCCUACCGCCACUAUUACUUUGGAACUGCUCUGCUCAAUAAAACCCAUUUCAGUAGGAAAAAGAGCUAUAUGUAUCUUCUGCUUGUAUAAACUAUAUUAAAGGAUGUAAAUAACAUGGAAUUGCAAAUUUUAUCUCAUAAUUAGAAUACUAAUGUUAUAUUUAUGAGAACAUGCUCUUCUAUUGCACAGUGGCUUUCUGAAGAUCUGCAACUAAUAGAGGAGAAAAUUGUUCAUGGCAAAAUACCAACACAACUUUUUGGAAGAUUAUUAUUGGGAUUACAGUGUAACAUUAAACCGUUUCCUGGUGUGUGCUCUUGUACAACAUCUUCCAUUUUGACACUGUGGGUUAAAUCUGUAUUUCCAAUGUUAUAUGAAAAUAAAAUGUGACAUAAUGCUCUCUUUAUCUGUACAUAUUGUUUUCCUGUAAAUUCCAUAGUGAUAUGGUCUUUGGUUAAAUUACAGUAAAUGCAAGUGAAUUUUGGGGUUGUGCAAUUUUUUUUAAACUCUAACAUUGAAUUUAUUUUUUUAAUGUUUUGCAUUGAAAUUUUA